Molecule: messenger RNA, 1854 nt
Organism: Penicillium odoratum
Lineage: Eukaryota; Fungi; Ascomycota; Eurotiomycetes; Eurotiales; Aspergillaceae
Exons: 3
Coding region: 1-1854 (617 amino acids)
Biological process (GO): poly(A)+ mRNA export from nucleus; post-transcriptional tethering of RNA polymerase II gene DNA at nuclear periphery; transcription elongation by RNA polymerase II
Cellular component (GO): transcription export complex 2
Molecular function (GO): double-stranded DNA binding; RNA binding
Source: RefSeq, a predicted model, not a curated record
AUGGCACCUCCCACUCCAAUCCUCGACCAAUUCAUCGGCAGCGUGUCCGAGCUGGUCCAAGAACGUGAUGGUCGAAAACUGCAGGAUUUCCUCCAAAUAGAACCCCCACUGUCAGACAUAUACCAACGCAUGAUUGAGGAACUACGUCAACGAUAUCCACCCGGCCCCCAGAGCGAUACCGAGCUGCAACAACGAUGUGAGAUUUUGGUUCCACGGACCAAGGGAAGCUCUUCAUGGUCUGCAUUCCCAACAUUUAUGCGAUUGUACUUUUCUUUCUUGCGCGAUGUCAAUGUUGAAAACCUACUCGACACCUACAACCUCCUCCGGGCCCUGUUGAAUCAAUGUGUCCUGGCUCUCGGCGAUAGCCAAAAUGGAGUCAUCGUUCUCCCUACCGUUCUCUACCUGUCGAAAGUCUUGGCCAAAUUAGCCAUGGGACUGGACCGCCAACCAGAGCUGAUCGCACACAUUUUACGCAUGGAAGGCGGUGCGAACCGGGAAGAAAAUAUUGAGAAAGUGACAUUGGUCGAACAGUCAGCAAACGUGGUGCGAGAAGCUUUCAUCAAAUGUUUGACCGAUCGCAGUGGCACUCCAGGUCCCAAUGGGAAGCCGGAGGGCAAACGCGUCGGCAUCUACUUGAUGGCAAACCUUUGCUUAAAGCUUCUUUUCAAGUGUGGGAAGCUGCGUAAUGCAGAACAAAUGUUUGCCAGCAUCACCGCUCAAUCUCCUCCCUUGAUCCAUUUCCCAGCGUCGCAGCGCGUCACCUACCUCUAUUACCUGGGUCGAUAUCUUUUCUCAAAUAACCUCUUUCAUCCGGCCCAAAUCGCCUUACAGGCUGCUUACGACCAAUGCCACCGCCAAGCCCUCAGUCAACGAAACUUGAUUCUGACAUAUCUCAUACCCUGCAACAUCAUUAUGGGACGAUUCCCCUCCAAGGCUCUUCUUCAGCGACCAGAGGCGAAAGGAUUAGCAGACCAAUUUGCGCCACUUUGUCGUCUGAUCGUCCGCGGCGACUAUCUGGCAUUCCGACAGCACCUUUCGUUCGACUCACCUACUGGACAAUGGUUUGCACGAAAAGGCAUUCUUCUCGCACUCCGCAAUCGUUGUGAGAUCCUGGUUUGGCGUUCAUUCUGUCGCAAGGUAUUCAUACAUGGUGGGUUUCAUGGGGAUUCGCAAGCGCAGGCGCAGCGUGGUCCUCCACCGUUUCUAUACCUUCAGAAAUUGCUUGUUGCUACAAAAUGGCUUCAAUCACGAUCCAAUCCAUCCAAUGGUGCGACCAAACCCCCACUUUCUUAUGGGUCACAGACUAUCUUCGAACCGAUGGACCCAGAUUAUGUGGGACUUGACAACCAGGGUAUCAUCACUACUAGCGGGGACUCCCAGCUGAUGGAGAAAUAUGGCGACUAUCUGGCUCCAAGCGGUUGCUUUGACGAAGGAGGUUAUUGGAAUGAAAAUGUGCCUGGUCAUCUGAUUGAUGGCACUCCAAAUCCCGACUACGGGGAAUAUGAACUGGAUCCGUAUGCCGAUGAUGAGAUAGAAGAAGUACAGCCGGCUCUGCUCAUGGGGGAGAUCGAGUCCAUCCUUGCUUCAUUACUUACGCAGGGAUUGAUGCAUGGUUACUUGACCCAUCGGAACCCUCGUUUCGCUAUUCCCGGCUCUCGACUGCGGGGUGCCUUGCCGACUGGGUUCCCUAAUGUCUGGGAAAUUAUCUCCUCCCGGGAGAAAGAAGACAAUAGUGUUCCCGGAUGGGUCAAGCCGCCUCAAAUGUCUUCGUUUGGUGCGCCAGCUCUAGCUGCAGCAGGUGGAGCAGGCCGUGUGGUCAAUCUAUCGGGUGCCCGACCUGUUGGAGUGCAAUAA